This is a messenger RNA of Poecilia latipinna (sailfin molly), 549 nucleotides long. Its product is annotated as adenosylhomocysteinase B-like. Bases 45 to 536 code for a protein of 163 amino acids. Gene Ontology annotation, molecular function: adenosylhomocysteinase activity. NCBI's taxonomy places the organism in Eukaryota, Metazoa, Chordata, Actinopteri, Cyprinodontiformes, Poeciliidae. Gene Ontology annotation, cellular component: cytosol. The record is from RefSeq and is a predicted model, not a curated record. Gene Ontology annotation, biological process: L-methionine cycle. The transcript has 3 exons.
UAGCAACGAGUGAUUUCAGUUUCCAUUUCAGUCACUUUGAGAGCAUGAAGGACGACGCCAUCGUCUGCAACAUCGGACACUUUGACUGCGAGAUCGACAUGAACUGGCUGAACAAGAACGCCGCGGAGCGCAUCAACGUGAAGCCGCAGGUGGACCGGUACCGGUUGAAAAAUGGCCGCCACGUCAUCGUGCUGGCGGAAGGCCGCCUGGUGAACCUGGGCUGUGCCAUGGGACACCCGUCUUUCGUCAUGAGCAACUCCUUCACCAACCAGGUUCUGGCCCAGAUCGAGUUGUGGACGAACACGUCCAAGUAUCCGGUUGGAGUCUACUUCCUGCCCAAGAAGGUGAGCGGCCAAUCAGAAGCGGAGGAACCGGCCCGAUGUUUUCAUCUAGAUCAGGGGCCUCAGUCGGUUUGCCAGAGUCUGAGGCCGGGCCGCACAAACGAUUCCACAAAAAGUAUUGUAAAAAUAUCCUCACGUCAUCAUUUAAGUAUUUCUCCAAUACAUGAACUGCAUAUGGAGGACCCUAAGAAAUAAAAGCAUAAAUAUA